CAGAUUUGCCAGCACACGUGUGACUGAGGGAAAAAAGAGCGAUCGAGCCAUCUCUGUUUCGAAACAAUCUUAACAGCUGGUUGGAAAGAAGUAGACUUCUAUCAUCUUUGGUUGUUUGAUCAUAUUGUCAAAAAUAUGUCAUCUUUUAAGAAGGCCCAAAAGGCGGCGCAGAAAAGCCACCGAGAAAGAUCUCAACCUUCUAGUCGGGCCAGAUUUGGGCUUCUAGAAAAGAAGAAAGAUUAUCAACUGCGAGCAAGAGAUUAUCACAAGAAACAGGAUGCACUCAAGUUGUUACGUCAGAAAGCACAGGACAGGAAUCCAGAUGAGUUUUACUACAAGAUGAUCAGCACAAGAAUGAUUGAAGGAGUUCAUACAAGACUGAAGAAAGACGAACCAACGACCGAAGAGCAAGUUAAGAUGAUGGAUACUCAGGAUCUAAGAUAUGUCAACCACAAGAUGACUGUGGAAUCAAAAAAAAUUGAGAAGCUGAAAUCCAGUCUUCAUAUGCUUGAAGAUACGGAGGAGAAGCCAAAGAACAAACAUACAUUCUUUGUGGACACAGUCAGAGAAGCAAAUGAAUUUGACCCAGCCAAGCAUCUCAACACGCAUCCUGCCUUGCUUCACCGAACACACAAUCGUCCCACUCUAUCCAUGUUAUCUGAUCCAUCAAUGCUGAAGGCCAUAGCUGGGGGCAGUGCAGAAGAAGGGACUUCUUCAGGCAUACUGGCCGUUGGGAAAGAGAAAAAGAAGCGUUACCAUGAGCUGAGCCAGAGGAUAGAACGAGAGAAACAGCUCAACAUCAUAGCACAGAAAAUGGAAGCAAAGAAACAUUUCAAGGAUAAAACUCGUAAGAGGCUGGUGAAGGAAGAGACACAAGAGUCAGCACCAGUCUUCAAAUUCCACAUGCAACGGAAGAGAUGACACCUGCCCAUCAACAAACUUACAUUACUACACUGUAUUAUCCAUCUUCCAUGAAUAUCAGAAGAAUAUUCCUUUGCAGAGGGACCAAUGUCAUUUCUCUCUAUGGAUAUGUAUAGUCACUCUUUGUCUGCUAGAGAGUAGAGACUGAUGUCCUAAAUGGCCACAUUUUUUGUAGCAUAUUUUACAUGUAUAUAUUGUAUGUAUGACAAAAGUUGACUGUAGCAGUCCCAUGUUUCUCCCAUUGGUAGAUUAAGGAGGUCAGUGCCUGUCAUUAAAGAGGCAGUUUUUAGCUGCGUUUAACUUGUUGAAAUGGAUGUUCCCAAACUCAACUUUCACGCCGAGUGCUAAUAGUAUUCGAAGAGAAACCUACCAAAAGUGAUCAUGAAUGUUUUAUCAUGCAGGUUAUUUGCCAUUUGUUGUUUGGACCUGCAAAAUAUAAACAAACAAAAGUCUGCUGGAAA
Molecule: messenger RNA, 1382 nt
Organism: Strongylocentrotus purpuratus (purple sea urchin)
Lineage: Eukaryota; Metazoa; Echinodermata; Echinoidea; Camarodonta; Strongylocentrotidae
Gene: utp11
Product: probable U3 small nucleolar RNA-associated protein 11
Exons: 8
Coding region: 136-921 (261 amino acids)
Biological process (GO): rRNA processing
Cellular component (GO): nucleolus; small-subunit processome
Source: RefSeq, a predicted model, not a curated record